AUGACGACCAAUCAUUUAGACGUUUCCGAAGUCGAUAGCUAUGACUAUCUCAUUGUGGGAGGUGGUACAGCAGGCUGUGUGAUUGCAUCCCGCCUGGCCGAAUACCUCCCUCAGAAAAAGAUCCUGUUGAUAGAAGCCGGCCCCAGCGAUUUUAUGGAUGACCGCGUCCUGGAUCUCAAACAAUGGCUCAGCCUUCUUGGUGGAGAACUCGACUAUGACUAUGGCACCACCGAGCAACCAAUGGGCAAUUCUCACAUCAGGCAUUCUCGUGCCAAAGUCUUGGGCGGUUGUUCCAGUCACAACACACUCAUCUCCUUCCGGCCCUUUGAAUAUGACUGCAAGAUCUGGGAGUCCAUGGGCGCCAAAGGCUGGACCUUCCCUAUGUUUAUGCGUGUGUUGAACAAGCUUCGAAACACGGUCCAACCGGUCCAUGCCCGCCACCGAAAUCAGUUGUGCAAAGACUGGGUCCAGUCCUGCAGUACCGCCAUGAACAUCCCAAUCGUACACGAUUUCAAUGCACACAUCGCCGCGACUGGCUCGUUGAGAGAGUGUGUGGGCUUUUUCUCUGUCAGCUAUAAUCCUGAUGAUGGUCGGAGAUCCAGUGCCAGUGUGGCCUACAUCCAUCCGAUUCUCCGCGGCGAGGAACACAGACCCAACCUCAAGAUUCUGACCAAUGCCUGGGUCUCCCGGAUCAAUGUUCGCGACGAUACAGUGACAGGCAUCAACAUCACACUCCAGUCAGGCCAAAAAUUUACUCUCACGGCACGGACUGAAACCAUCCUCUGCGCUGGCGCCAUCGACACGCCCCGUCUCAUGCUCCUCUCCGGUCUGGGCCCGGCACAAGAACUCUCCUCUCUCUCCAUCCCCGUGGUGAAGAACAUUCCCGGCGUAGGGGAAAAUCUGCUCGACCACCCGGAAACGAUCAUCAUUUGGGAGCUCAACCAACCCGUCCCACCAAAUCAAACGACCAUGGACUCCGACGCCGGCAUCUUUCUGCGGCGCGAAGUUCCUAACGCGGCAGGAAAGAAAUCCACACCUACCAAUCCGGCCGCACUUCCGGAUGGAAGCAUCGCAGACGUAAUGAUGCACUGCUAUCAGAUUCCGUUCUGCUUGAACACGACGAGAUUGGGAUAUGACACUCCGAUCAAUGCAUUUUGCAUGACUCCAAACAUCCCUCGCCCUCGAUCUCGAGGGAAACUAUAUCUCACUUCCUCCGAUCCAAACGUCAAGCCAGCAUUAGAUUUCCGCUACUUCACAGACCCCGAGGGCUACGACGCUGCCACCUUCGUCUUUGGACUCAAAGCUGCGCGCCGGAUUGCUCAGCAAUCCCCUUUCAAAGAAUGGAUCAAGCGAGAAGUGGCCCCCGGACCGCAAAUCCAAUCGGACGAAGCGUUGUCCGAGUAUGCGAGAAAAGUCGCCCAUACAGUCUACCAUCCCGCGGGCACCACCAAGAUUGGAGACGUGGUCAAAGACGAGAUGGCAGUGGUUGAUGAGAAUCUGAAGGUGAGGGGACUCAAAGGGUUGAGAAUCGCGGAUGCGGGCGUGUUCCCGGCCAUGACGACCAUCAAUCCGAUGUUGACAGUGCUAGGGGUUGGGGAGAGAUGUGCGGAGUUGGUUGCUAUGGAGGCAGGCUGGAAGUUGAAGGAGGUGGAAAAGAGUGGACUGGGCUGGGCAAAUGACAAGAGUCUCAGACCCAGACUCUAA
Molecule: messenger RNA, 1704 nt
Organism: Cladophialophora psammophila CBS 110553
Lineage: Eukaryota; Fungi; Ascomycota; Eurotiomycetes; Chaetothyriales; Herpotrichiellaceae
Product: choline dehydrogenase
Exons: 3
Coding region: 1-1704 (567 amino acids)
Molecular function (GO): oxidoreductase activity, acting on CH-OH group of donors; flavin adenine dinucleotide binding
Source: RefSeq, a predicted model, not a curated record